Molecule: messenger RNA, 1617 nt
Organism: Macrobrachium nipponense
Lineage: Eukaryota; Metazoa; Arthropoda; Malacostraca; Decapoda; Palaemonidae
Exons: 6
Coding region: 1-1617 (538 amino acids)
Biological process (GO): regulation of mRNA splicing, via spliceosome
Cellular component (GO): spliceosomal complex
Molecular function (GO): RNA binding
Source: RefSeq, a predicted model, not a curated record
AUGAAGAGAAGACCAGUUUAUGCAGAAGGGUUCGAUGCGUGGCUGACGGCCUUUCUAGGUUUUCAGCACAAGGUCUUCGUCAUCAUUGAGCGUUUCUCUCGCUCUCUCGCGGUUGGUCUACUGGUCUACUACCUUCCUUGGUCACACCUGACCUCCUCCGGGAACCCGUCCCUGCGUCUUGAUAUUACAGUUAAUAAUCCUGACCAUCUUGAUAGGUGUCUGACCCGACUUCCUCUUCCUACUCCUCCUCUUCCUCCUCCUCCUCCUUCUCUUCCUCCUCCCCUCCUCUCCUCUUUCUACUCCAUCUCUUACUCCUAUUCCACUUCUACCUUCUCCUCCUUUUCUUCCUCCUCCUCUCCACUUUCUACUCCACCUCUUCCUCCUCCUCCUCCCUCUUCCUCCUGUUCUCCUUCUCUCUCACUCUGCAGUGACCCGACUUCCUCUUCCUACUCCUCCUCUUCCUCCUCCUCCUCCUCCUCUACCUCCUCCUCUUCCUACUCCUCCUCUAUCUCCUCCUCCUCUUCCUCGCCUCUUCCUACUCCACCUCUUCCUCCUCCACCUCUACCUCCUCCUCCUCCCCCUCCUCCACCUCCUCCUCCUCUACCUCUUCCUCCUUUACCUCCUCCUCUUCCUACUCCUCCUCUAUUUCUAUUCCAUCCUCCUUCCUCCUCCACCGUUUCUAUUCCAUCUCUUCCUCCUCCACCUACCUAUCCUCCUCCUCAUCUUCCUCUACCUUUUCUCCUCCUCCUCCUCCUCCUCUUCUUCCUCCUCCUCCUCCUUCACAAACACCAUCCUCACUGUAGCAGCAGCAACGACAACAACAGCAGCAGUAGGAGCAGCAGAAACAGCAGCAACAACAGCAGCAUCAGUGGCAAGUGCAACAGCAGCAGCAGCAGUACCAGCAGCAGCAACCACAACUACAACAGCAGAAACAGCAGCAUCAGUAGCUAUAGCAGCAGGAACACCAGUAGCAGAGACAACAACAAAGAAACAGUAGCAAACAAUAAUAACACCACCACCAUCAGCAGCAACAACAACAUUAGCAGCAACAGCAGCAAUAGCAACAACAACGUCAACAACAUCAGCAGCUUAAGCAGCAUCAUCAAUACCAAAAUUAGCAGCAGGAGCAACAGACGCAGCAUAGCAACAACGUCAACAACAGCAGCAGCAGGUUUAGCAGCAACAUCAGAACCAGAAUCAUCAGCAACAACAGCAGCUAAAACAGCCACACAGCCGCAGAGCAGGUCUAUUGCUGCAUUCUUCUUCCUCCUCCUCCUCCCUCCUCCUCCUACCCCUCCUCCUCAUACUCCUCCUUCUUCCUUCUACUCUUCCUUCUCCUCCUCAUACUCCUCCUCCUUCCUCCUCCUCCUCCUCCUUCUCCUCAUCCUUUCUACCCACCCUCCUUCCUCGUCCUCCACCUCCUCCUCCUCCUCCUCCUCCUCUUCUUCCUCUUAUUCCUCUUCAUCCUUCCUCUCCCCCACCUCCUCUUCCUUCCUCCCUCUUCCUCCUCUUUACUCCUCCUACUUUUGCGGAAAUCUGAAACCCAUUCGAAGCUACCAGUCUAUGUUUUUCAAACUUGGUUACUUCGACAAGCUACCCCACAACUUGACAGAGUAA